GCACAGAGGGUCGUACGACUUUCCCACCCAAAAGCUUUUGCUGCUGCUGGAGUUGGUAGCGGCUGUUGACUACUCACCAACAAUAAACGAGUGGAGUGGAACAGUUCGUUGUAGUCGUUAGUGCUCGUGGUUCGUGUUGUUGGUAUCGUGUUAUUCGUUGUGUUAUUUAUUAUUUUUGUUUUAAUUAUUUUUCGCUUUUGGGCUCGAUGCAAAUACACCCUUGAGGCAAAACCAGACAAGGAAUGAACAACUAAACCGUCUCACCAUGGAAGCUGAAUCGCCUUCUCUCCAUUCAACCAUUGCAACUCACACCGAAACCAUCACCGAAGACGAUCCAUUCAACAGAAGACUGAACACCAGUGACGAAGCCGACAGUUCCAUUACCGGCUUCAACAGUAUCAUAAACAUCACCGUCAUCGAACAACCGGUGGUAGUUUGUGAAGGCAGUGACAGUGGUGUCGAAGUUGUCGAAACAAACGAUUUAUACCAACGUGCUUUAAGUUCAAACAGUGGCAAUUCGCACGAUUUUGACGCUUUGAGAUCGUGCGAUUCUUCAAUUAUCAGCUGUUGCUCCAACUAUGAAGAUGCCUAUAAUCUCCUAGUGAGAAGAAAUUCAACCCUGAUCGAAGACUACACCAGGAAUGGAGACGUGACGAGCGAAAACGGUAGCGAGAGUUCCUCAGUGACUGGAAGCUCAUCCUCUAGAAAUUCAAAACGGACGAAUCUUGUCACCAAGAAGAAAGUUAAUCUGCAGGAAAACAAGACGAAGGAGAGGUCCAGAUCGAAGCCUCCGGUUCCAAAACGAACUGAAAACCCAAUCCGAGUUAAAUCAAUAGACAGACUUCAAGGGAAAACCACCAAGAAGUUGCUUCCUCUAGACUUGUCCAAGAAAGACUCAAAGAGGCCUUCCUCGGGCCGUAAAACCCCAAGUGUGACUCCGACAGACGACGGUAGAUGGCCUUCUAUUAACAGUAAACCGGCCCCUCUUAUGGCCAGGUCUCUACGAGGCAGUAUGGAAACCCCCAAAACCAAACAAGAAGCCAAAACAAUCGAAAAAUAUGCCACUCUUCCUCGACGAAGAAAAGAAAAAUCAAACGAAGAAGUCAAAAAGACAAAUCGUGACGAAAUCACUCGAUUGACAACUCCAAAAAGUAAGACAGCGUCUCGUGAAGUAACACCGUCCAAAAAUUUUCUAGUAAAAAAGAAGCAGAAAGUCAAAAUCUAUCAUGAAACGGCCAUACAAACUGCCCUGACUAUGACUGAUGUCACAAAGGCUUUAGCUGGCCUAAAUGUGAGUCCUAUGAGUCCCAAAGACGCGGAAAAGUGUGAUAAGAGUGAACAGGCCGAUUUGAGUGUCAAAGAAAUCGAGUUGCUUGGAGCGCAACUCAAAGAUUUGAAAGACAAAUAUGAGGCCCAAGGGAAAGAGUAUAAAUCACAAAGUGAGAAACUUUUACAAACUGAGGGUAAAUUAAGAGAGGAGAUUGUGGAGAAAGAGGGCUUGAAGGUGGAAUUGAAGACGAACCAGGAGCGCAUUUUGUCGAUUCUCGGUGAAAACAAUCCCAGUGAUGAUGAUGCAAAUGUUUCUAGUGAUAGCCUUUUGGUACUAGAAUCUCGUUUCCAAAACGUCAGCCAGGUUGUGAUCCGCCAAGAAGAAGAAAUCUCCAAACUCAACUCCUACUGCAGAUCCCUCCAAAUCGACCUCGAGAAAAGUCUAGCCUCGCAGAAAAUCCUUGUCCAACAGCAACAAGAAUUGGAAGCCGAAAGUAUAGAACUGCAAGAGUUCUUGCAAGCCGAAAAGUCCACCCUUUCCGAUGCACUAAAAGACGCAGAAAACGAGAUUGCAAAGCACCAACAAAUGCUGGAAAAGAAAGACAAAGAAUUGAAAGAGAAAACAGAAGAGUGUAAACGAGUGACGAAACUGAGCGAACAGAGAUGGCAAGAGAAUUUGAGUUUACAGGCACGCAUGGGGGCCCUUGAGGCCAAAAGCAGGGACUUGUUAGUGCAUCAAGGCAGUUCGGUGUCAGGGACUGCGGUGGCGUUAUCAGCGUUGAUUGGGCGCUUAGAGGGGCUUGUGGAUGAACUCGUAACUUCUUACAGUAUUUCAGAUCAGGAACUGGAGGAUGUCAUUUUUCAUAAUGAGGCUUACAGUAACAGUAGCAGCAGUCCGGAUGCAACCCCCGAGAAAAGUCGGAAAUUUUUAGGGGAGAAAACUCCCUCUCCUAAAAAAGGUUCCUCAUUCGUUUCUGCUGUCAUAAAUGCCAUUAAAAAUGCCGCAGCUCAGAGUCCUUUUGCUGGUCAUAAGGACAUAAGCAAGGAUAAUUUAUGUACAGAAAAUUCGAGUUCUGAAUUAUUGGACUCUGAGACUGAGCCUUCGUUGAUGAUGGAACAUGUGCUGGAAGACGUGGUGAUUCCUGACGGUCAUACCCAUAAUAUGAUUUCGUCAUGUCACAGUAUUUUAAGCUCGCAAAGCGACAGUUUUGUUGACAUGUCUAGAAGUAAUUAUUCGACCGAAAUGCCUUUAUGUGAAAUUUUUCCCUCGUUUUCUUUGGUUGACCAAGUUAUAGAUGUUGAUAAUUUGGUUACACGACUAUUGAAAGUCAUAAGAAUAAUCCAAUUAGAAAAUGAAGACUGCACAAAUGAAUUACAAGAACAGAGAGACAGACUUUCUGAACAAGUCGAUAAACAAAAAGAAACGAACAAACUGGUGAGCAAGCAAUUGAAAGACUGGGAAAUACUUGGGGCUAGAUUGAAGACUGAAGUUAAAGAAUUGAUGCAUCAGAUGAGUAAGAAAAAUAACGAAAUAGACAGUAUUAAGUGUGAACUUAAUAAACAAAGAGAGGAAGUCGAAAAAUUGAACCAAGAUGUAUGCGAAUUAUCCACAGCACUGGCUAAAGCCGAGCUUGAGAUGAAGAUGAAAGACGAAGAAAUAUCUGAGGCGAUCAAAAACUGGGAAGAAAACAACGAAAUACCGACUCCUGAAAUAAUUGCACGACUAAACGCGGCUCAAAUUGAAGUUCCUCUUUUAAAAGAAAAAUUAUCACAAAAAGAACGACAUUUGAGUGAACUAACUCAAGAAUUCCUCGCAAGUAGACAAGUCCUAAGUGAAAGCCUGAAAGAAGCGGUAAAUGAGGCUAAAAAACAGUACCAAGCUAUUGAUAAUGCUUUAGAAGUUCUCCACAAUAAUCAAAACGUAGUACAACAGUGUACACCCUUAGCCGAGCUGCAAAGAGAAUUGGAAAAUACGAAUUUUCAAAGUGCGUCAGCAAUGCCGUUAAUUGCACCAGCUGAUUGUAAUGCAAAUGCGGCUCUUUUGCAAGCAAUUGCUAAUUUACAGAUCAACACCACUCUGAGCGACCAGCGUUCCGUUGAAUAUCCCGUCAUGAGUGGGGAGCUGAUAGUCAUGGCGUACCCGUUCCAGGCAGUUGGUGAAAAUCGCCUUGAAAAGAUCGAGAUCCUGUUUAAGAGUGCAGUUUUAAGGAGGAUCACGAUGGCGGACUCGAGAAUGGCUAAUUUCAUUACGUGCUGCAGACUGUGCUUGUCGGACAGUUUAGACGAUCUAAAGUCGGUUUUUGAUGAAAGUGUAGACGAUCGAGGGUUACAACAGAAGAUUUCGGCUUGUUUAGGACUAGAGAUAACGGCUGAUGAUAAACUCUCUACCAUGGUCUGCAUUCAGUGUAUCGAAAAGAUCAACAGUUGGCAGUCCUUCAAAGUCACAUGUUUCGAGAAUCAAACCAAACUAGAACAAUGGAUGAACGCGUCCAAUACCGAAUUAUCUCUCUCAGAUAUGAAUAUUCAAAUCAAAGAAGAACCAAUCGAUAAUGAUAUCCUCACACCGGAAGUCGUCAUGAAUGGCGAAAACUCCGUCAAAAACGAACCUCUCGAAGAAGAGUACAACGAACUACCACCACCUCUAACCCCCCAAGCUGACGAGAUGAUAGACAUUGAACUCGUCAGCAACUCUCCAACUUCUCAAAUCACCAGUAAUGAUGAGCCAGGUAACACUUACGAUCCAAAAAAAUGUAGCUUUUGCGGCAAAUUAUUCAGCUCGUCGGGAAAUCGCAAAAAACACGAGAGGAAGAUGCAUGGGCCUAAAAAAACACAUUCGGUUGCACAACCUGACAACGGUUCGUUGAGUCAAGAUGAGAGGUCGCAAAGUUCCAUUGAUUCCCAACCUCAGAUUGAAUCAACGUCGAAGGAACCAACAAGUGAAGAGAAAAAGAUUUUGUUUGCUGCAGGUUUAAAAUUGUUGCAGCGAAAUUCCACUCCUCCUAUAUCAUUCGAAAAUUUGUCUAAAAUUGAAAAUAGUUACAUAGAGAAAUGCAAGGCUAUGGUCACAAUGCACAGCACCCUCAAAUGUGCAUGUCACAAUGUCACUCAUCCGAAUUUGAAAGGAUUGUUAUCCCAUUUACGUUCUUUACGUAUUUGGUUUCCUGUUUUCACUUGUUAUCACUGUAUGAUUACUUUUACGGACAGAUCAACCGGUACAAGGCAUUAUCUCAGAUGUCCAAAGUCGAAUUUAGAAACUCUGAUCAAAUUAUCAAACUUGAAGAAGCGAAGCGAAGUUAAGACCCGACUUUAUCAAAAUUACAAAUGUACGAUAUGUCGGUUCAUGUACACAUUUCAUGAAGAUUUCUGUACUCACGUUGAUGAAGACCACAGUCACAUUAACUUACCUUAUACUUGCUCCUGUGGGAGAGUUUUCACCUCAUUGGAGGAUUAUAAAGAUCAUGCUUAUAUCAGCUGUUUGGUUGAAUUCUACUGUGAUAUUUGUUUUGUUACUCUCAAGACUCUGGAUGCGUUCCAAAAACAUGCAUCUGAGGUUCAUGAUAAUUCGGAAGGUUUUGCUUUACUUCAGGAAGAUAAUUAUAAAAAGAGGAAAAAUGUUCCGGGAGUUGUUGCAAAAACAAGACAAAGCGUUAAAAGAGAACAUGCAGAUGAAAGCAACAUAAUUUCGGGUAAGAGAAGAGCGUCCUACAAACCUCCAAUUAUAGAACCUGAAGACGAGGAGGAUACUAAAGUACUGAACCCCUUAUUUAAACACAAGUUAUUAGGGACAGUCUGUCCUAUUUGUAAUAAAGAAUACUCGACUAACAAUAAUAUGUGGAGACACUACAAGACUCACGUUCAGGAUAAAAAAGAAGACAAAAAAGAAGAGGAGUUUGAUGAUUCGAUUUAUUGUUGCCCUGAUUGUGGUGGUAUGUUCAGUACUGCCGAAUGGGAAAAACACAAAGGGAUGCAUAAGAAGAAAACUUGUAAAGAGUGUGGGAAAAUUUUCCAAUUCCAGUCGGAGUUAGACCAACACAGGAGUGUCCACCUUAAUUUGAAACUCUACAGAGAUUCGAAAACGCAAAAUUACAAGAGUACGAUGGCCAGUCCCAAUAGCGAGCUCAAUAAUAUUGUUAUGAUGUGUGAAAUUUGUGAGAGGAUGUUUACAUCGAAGGAACAAUUGAAAGAACACAAACUGACUCACGAGACUAUGCCAGUGUUGGAAUCGAACGAACCCACAAAUGGCGAGGAGAAUAAAACGACGAAGAAAUACUGUUGUAAAAUCUGUAAUAAACAAUAUGCAGGUUAUGGGGGUCUGUGGGAUCACAAUAGGAAAAAACACCCCGAGAAUAAGUCGCCCCAAAGUAACGAUUUUCCAAAGAAAUGUGAAUAUUGCGAUAAGAUUUUCUAUACCGGUGGUUCGUAUUUCAUGCACAAACAAAUGCAUGAGCGACACAAUCAAAAGAAGGCAUUGGAAGCGCCUCAGCUUCAACCGUCAACCAAUGAGGAGGAGCCGAACGAAGAGGAUCCUGAAGAGUCGUACCAUACGUGCAAACGUUGUUUUAAGGUUUUCUCAAAUCGAUACAAUCUUAAAAACCACAUGAAAUGUCACGGGAUCAAUGCCAACGCUAGUGGUAAAAGUCCCAAAAAAGGAGCAAAGAAAGUCUGGUGUGACAUUUGUCACUGUGCUUUUGAAAACACGAUGAGUUUGGAGAGGCACAAAUCCGAGGAUCAUGCCGAUGAUGGAAUGCCUACGCUCUCAGACGAGCAAAGUGAAGUCGAUUUAAAGGCCCCCUUCGUCUUCACAUGUGAUGUUUGUGUCCAGACUUUCACAACUAAGAUUGCUUUGAAGAAGCAUAAAGAGAAGCAUGCUCGUGAAGUACGACCGGUAAUGAAGAAUAAGCCAGUGGUGUAUUGCAAGUACUGUAAAAUAUCGUUUGCGAAUCCCUUCCAAUUGACCAAUCACAUGAAGGAGGAACACAUGGAGGAGUACAAGCCAUACCCGAAGAAAGAGAAGAUCAAACAAUUCGGGUGUAAGCUGUGUGGGAAAAAUUUCAGCUCGGCUGCUGCCUUGUAUGCCCAUCAAGGUUGGCAUAAACGCGGUAAAUUCGACAAUGAAGACAAACCGGAAUCGCCGGUACCUAAAAUUAAGGAGGAAUCAAAGUCGCAGACUCACUUCGAGUGUCGGACUUGCAACGCUGUUCUUCCCAAUGACACAGCUUUGCAAAUACAUAUUUUAGAGAAACAUCGUAAUGUGAAUGCGACGGUACUGCCCGCGAGGUGUACUAUGUGCAACUUAGAUUUUAGUUCACAAGAUGAGUAUGACCAGCAUAAGCGAUUCCAUGCGAUGGUUGAGAAACAGCCCAAGACGAAAACGUGGGCUUGUACUCAGUGUCCGGCCGGUUUCAGUCGGGCGGAUAUGUUAAAAAUGCAUGUUAGGCAAUUUCAUAAGGAAGUAAAAGAGUACCGGUGCCAUCACUGCGACCGAGUGUUUGAAAAAGGGAACUCGUUGAGUAUUCAUUUGAAGGUUCAUGAAAAACAGAAGUUGAUUUCGGGAGGGAAAGCAUCGCCGGUGCUGGUUAAUAAGUCACAAGGUGUACCACCGGUUAAACCAGCCGCGAAGGCUUUAUACUCUUGUUCGAUUUGUAAUAAAAGGUUUGAAUUGCCCAAAGAUCUGAGGAUGCAUACCAUUCAGGCGCAUCCGUUCUGACGUAUAUUGUAUAAGUAGGAUUUUUAAGUUUAUAUUCAUUUGUUGGUUUAAGAUAAAUGAUUAUUUUUGCACUGUUUUUUAACUUCAAGCUGUUAUUGGUAACGAAUUGUUUUUCAUUAUAAUGUGCCUAAGAACUGUAAAUAUAUUUUUUAGAUUAAGACAUGUAUUACAUUUUUACAAUAAAUAGGUAUAUCUGUUUACAA
Tribolium madens (black flour beetle) is the source of this 7179-nucleotide messenger RNA. RefSeq lists its product as uncharacterized. The transcript is spliced from 14 exons. The record is from RefSeq and is a predicted model, not a curated record. Gene Ontology annotation, biological process: regulation of transcription by RNA polymerase II. Gene Ontology annotation, molecular function: zinc ion binding; chromatin insulator sequence binding. Gene Ontology annotation, cellular component: chromosome; nucleus. The coding region runs from base 266 to 6976 and encodes 2236 amino acids. Lineage: Eukaryota; Metazoa; Arthropoda; Insecta; Coleoptera; Tenebrionidae.